UCCACCCAUGAAACUCUUCCUCCUGCACAAAAAUUGCCUAACAGAGAUGGGGAGAGGCAGAAAUAAGAGAGAACAGAGAGAAAUCAUGUUAUGCCAAGGUUUUCUAAUGGAGUGGUUAAGAGUCUGGAUUGUGGAGCCAGACCACCUGGCUGUGAAUCUAGGCACAGCUACUGACUACUUUUGACUUGAGGUAAGUCACUUCACCUCUCUGAUUAUCAGUGCAUUCACUCGUAAAUAUUACAAAAGCCCACCUUAUGAAGUUGUGGUGAGAAUUAAAUGCGUUACUGCCCUUAAAGCGUUCAAAGCAGUGCUGUUGUCAGGUCCUGGUGGUUUGACUGGGGCCAGCCGAAGGUCCUGGGAUGUCAGUGUCAUGCUUAGCAUGGGGUGAGAUAGAUAUUGCUGGAUUGCUCUAGAAAUCCAGAAAUAUUACUCAGAAAUAUUACUCAGAAAUAUUUAAGUACGUGAAUUAAAAAUUAAGAGUAACCUGUAUAAACUGCACUGCUGGUAUGGUAGCCGCUAGCCACAUGUGGCUAGUUUUACAUUCAAAUUAAUGAAAAUUGAAUAAAAGUUAAAACGCAGUUCCUCAGUCACAUUUGCCACAUUUUAAACGCCCCGUAUCCACAUAUGCUGGUGACUACCGUAGCUCACCUCUUCCCUAGCUCAAGCCUUCCAAGGCUUCCACCCACUGACAAUGAAAUCCGUCAUUGUCCUCCCGACCUGCCAAGCGCCCCAGGAUCUGGCCCUGUCGGCUUCUCCUACCUCAUCCUGUCCUCUCGCUGUCACUCCUGGGCUCCGGCCGCUCUGGCCUGGAUAGCCAGAGUGAUUAGCACAGUGAUGAAAAGCCUGCACUCUGUAGCUACAUCAGCUCUCCCACUGACUUGCUGUGUGACCAUGAGAAAGUUUCUUAACUGGUCUGCACUUUGGAGGAUGAUGCUAAUCCUCCAAACAUAUAACAUAUGUUAUAUGUUACAGGGCUGUUGUAAGAAUUAAAUGAGCAAAUACACGGAAAGCUCUUAAAACAACAGGACCUGGCACUUAGUAAGUGCCAAGUAAGUAGCUAUUCAUAUUAAUAGUUAUUGUUCAAACAUACUUGCUUCAGGGCCUUUGUUCUUGCUAUGCCUCCUGUCUAGAAUGUUCUUCUCCCAGAUUUUACAUGGCUUUGACCCUCACUUCAUUCAGAUCUCUGCUCAAAUUUCCCCUCUUCAGAGAGGCCUUAGCUAACUACCCUAUUUAAAACAGAACUCCUCCAUCACUUUCAAUCCCGUUUCCCUGCUUUUUUUUUUAAAUGAUACCCAUCACCACCUGAAGUUACAUAUUUAUUUGUUUCUCAUCUGCCUUCUUCUACUAGAAUGUCAGGUCCUUGACAACACCACUGAAUAGCCAGCCCUCAGAAUACUGCCUGGUGUGUUGUAGAUGUCAGAUAAAUACGUUUUUGAAUGAUUGGAUGGAUGGAUGGACAAAUGAAUAGGUGGAUGGAUGGAGUAGCUGGGUGGAUAGAUGGAGGGGUUGACAGAUGGAGAAGAGGUUGGAUGGACAGGUGCCCUGGCAAGGAACCAUUCUGAACUCGACUACUCUCACUUUUGUUUUUCAGGCUACCCCCCACCCCGUCUGCCCCUGUGUGCCUCUGUGUCUUUGCUGGGUGGCUUGACCUUUGGUUAUGAACUGGCAGUCAUUUCAGGUGCCCUGCUACCACUGCAGCUUGAUUUUGAGCUAAGCUGCUUGGAGCAGGAGUUCCUGGUGGGCAGCCUGCUCCUGGGGGCUCUCCUCGCCUCCCUCGUAGGGGGCUUCCUCAUUGACCGUUGUGGCAGGAAACAAGCCAUCCUUGGGAGCAACGUGGUGCUGUUGGCGGGCAGCCUGAGCCUGGGUCUGGCCGGUUCUCUGGCCUGGCUGGUCCUGGGCCGCUCAGCAUCUGGCUUCGCCAUCUCCCUCUCAUCCAUGGCCUGUUGUAUCUACGUGUCCGAGCUGGUGGGGCCACGGCAGCGGGGAGUGCUGGUGUCCCUCUACGAGGCUGGCAUCACCCUCGGCAUCCUGCUCUCCUACGCACUCAACUACGCACUAGCCAGUGCCCCCUGGGGAUGGAGGCAUAUGUUGGGCUGGGCCGCUGCACCUGCUCUGCUGCAAUCCCUCAGCCUCCUCUUUCUUCCUGCUGGUGCCGAGGAGACUGCAGCCGACAAAGACCUCAUCCCCCUCCAGGGAGGGGAGGCCCCCAAGUCGGGCCUGGGGAAGCCAAGAUACUCCUUUCUGGACCUCUUCAGGGCACGGGAUAACAUGCGAGGCCGGACCACAGUGGGGUUGGGGCUGGUGCUUUUCCAGCAGCUAACAGGACAGCCCAAUGUGCUGUGCUACGCGUCCACCAUCUUCCACUCGGUCGGCUUCCGCGGGGAAUCCUCAGCUAUGCUGGCCUCUGUGGGGCUUGGCGCAGUGAAGGUGGCCGCUACCCUGACUGCCAUGGGGCUAGUGGACCGAGCGGGCCGUAGGGCCCUGUUACUCGCUGGCUGUGCCCUCAUGGCCCUGUCGGUCAGCGGUAUAGGCCUUGUCAGCUUUGCUGUGCCCAUGGACUCAGGCCCAAGUUGCCUGGCCAUGCCCAAUGCCACCAAGCUGUCUGGCCUCCCUGGAGACUCUGACCUGCCAAUCGGCUUAUCUCCACCUCCAUUGUCAACAACCAGCGAGAACCAAGGGGAGCCGGUCUUGUCAACAUCUACGAAAACCAAGCCUCGUCCCGGAGCUGGGGAUCCCACGGCCCUGCCCCUGCCAGCCCUGAGCACGGCCUCCUCUGCACCCCCUUCGGCCCCAGAGCAUGCCCUGCUGCACUGGACAGCAUUGGUCUGUAUGAUGGUCUUUGUGAGUGCCUUCUCCUUUGGAUUUGGACCAGUGACCUGGCUUGUUCUCAGCGAGAUCUACCCCGUGGAGAUCCGAGGGAGGGCCUUCGCCUUCUGCAACAGCUUCAACUGGGCCGCCAAUCUCUUCAUCAGCCUCUCCUUCCUCGACCUCAUCGGCACCAUCGGCUUGGCCUGGACCUUCCUGCUGUAUGGGCUGACCGCUGUCCUCGGCCUGGGCUUCAUCUAUUUAUUUGUCCCUGAAACCAAGGGCCAGUCAUUGGCAGAGAUAGACCAGCAAUUCCAGAGGAGACGGUUCACCCUGGGCUUUGGCCACAGGCAGAGCACUUCUGGUGUCCAGUACAGCCGCAUCAAGGAGUCCUCCUGAGGAGUCCAUCUGCCUGGAAUAUUCUGGAACCAUGGCGUUAGCAGAUGGUGUUUAGCAUCCUGCUUGCCUGGGCCCCAGAGCACAAGUUCCAGGUGGUCCUUUGAGACUUGCCUCUGCCCCAGAGGAGGUCUUUUGUGCUGGGGUGAAAGGGAUGAAAGUCUGAGAACCUAAACGUCUUCAUUUUGAGUCUCAGGCUCAGAGGGUUUCUAAGGAUCUGCCUUCUUGCCUCAGUUUCCCCAUUGACUGCACAUCUCUGCAGUUCUUAGAGAAUCUCAUAUGGAGUUUCCACUGCUCCCUAGACUUUCUCAAAGAAUCUGUGGGGUACCAAUCCUGGCAGGAAGUCUCUCCUGGUAUCAUCCAUAAAUCCAGCUGAAGAUACCGUAUUCUCUGCUCUCUUUGUCUAUCUGGCCGGGACUUUUCAGCAAGGGGGAAGCCUGCUUUUUGGCUCUCAGGUCUCAUGCUCUUACCCAGAAUAUUUAUCAUGCACCAGCAACUCAGCCUGGUUGACAGGAGGCUUGAGUUCUAAUCCUGAUUCUGCUGGUGUCAUGGCUGUAUGACUAUGGGCCUCAGUUUCCCUCAUAUGCGCGUGGGGGACCUGGACCACCUUGUUCUUAGGAUCCCUUCUGACACCAGUGAGUUGGGAUUCUAAAUGCUGGUAAUACAGUAAAUGUUCAGCAUGAGCCCUGCUCUCAAGUCAUUAGUCAUCUGUCAGAGAGAUGUAAGUUUUAGUAGGGGAAAGGUGAAUGGAAAUCCAGAACUGUGUGCACUACAAUCCAAGAGCCAUCCCGGUGCAUGUAGUGAGCUCCAGGAGCUGGGUUUGGAGGCUGACACACCUGGCUGUCAGUGCUGCCUUUGUCUCUUGGCAGGAGUUGACCUUGACUAAGUAACAACUCCCUCAAGCCUCAGUUUCUGCAUCUGCAGAAUGGGGGUGAUUAUGUCCCUGGGGGUAUAUUUAACUCUGUCUCCCUUCAGGAGGGUCUGCAGCUGGUCCCACUCAGCUAGUCGGGGCAUGAGGAGGUUCAGUUCACCUCAGUACCCAGUCCCCUCCCUUGGGGACAUUGUAAAGGACCAUCCCCCAACAGCUGAGACAGAUGGAGACUGAGAAGGUAAGCUCAGGCCAGGGGUCACUAAAGGAAAGGACUGGAAAGAAGGAGUUCCUGGAUGCUGAGAGUGAAGAGCUCGAGCGGGUCCAGGGUGCUGGCAUCAGACAAGGCUUUGUCACCCGCGUCUGUGCACCUGGGUGUUGACGCAGCCCCCACAGGACCGUGGUCCCUCAACUUCUCUCCUCGCAUUUGGAGGUACAGAUGCUCCUGGACUUAUGACGGGGUUACGUCCCAAUAAACCCAUCGUAAAGUCAAAAAUGCAUUUAAUCCAUCUCACCAAGUGAACACCACAACUUAGCCUAGCCUACCUGAAACGUGCUCAGUACUCCUUCAGUAAUUAGCCGACAGUUGGGCACAAUUGUCCAAAAUACGAAUAUACUGUACAGUAUUGGUUUUACCCUUGGGAUCGAGUGGCUGACGGGGAGCUCCAGCUCAGCAUCACGAGAGUACCGUACUGCAUAUCACCAGCCCCAGAAAAGAUCAAAAUUCAAAGUACAUUUCUACUGACUGAAUGCAUAUUGUUUUCACACCAUCGUGAAGUCAAAACAUCAUAAGUUGAACUAUCGUAAGUAGGGGAACAUCUGUGCGUCCCUUAUAUCCAGUGGUGUGCUGGAGCCGGCUUGUACUGGCUUGUGAGAGCUGAUUGUUAAAUUUUCAGGAUUUUUGCAAGCUGGUUGUUAAACAUAGACUCUAAAAAAAUUAAGGGACUUAAACUUAUAAUUAAAUAUAUUAAAAACAAAGAUAACAAAUACUAAAAUGUUAUCACUUCCUUAUUUUGCCACAUUUUACAAUCAUCUGUGCUCUUGAGAUUAUUUACAUCUGUUGUAUCUUUUGAGGGAUACAGGAGAGGUGAGCAUUUCCUCCCCAUUGGAUGUUCAAGGACGUCAUGUCAGUCGCUUGAAAGCAGCCUUAGGGAGUGUAUUUGCAUCACAGAGAUUAGGGAACAUUACAAAUCAGGGCUUGAUUUAUUGUCUUAUUGAUUUUCCAGUCUAAAGAACAUGAUGGAUAAAAUGUUAAUAAUGCAAAUUAAACUUAAAAGUAUGUCUGUCGUAUCUACGGCUGAUAUAUAUUGUAAGUGGCACAAAAAAAUUGAGAGCCUGUUGUUUUGAACACAGAUAUCAAGUUUAGCAAGCAAGCUGCUUAUGUCAUUGAUGAAGGAGGUCUGACAUACAUCUUCACUGUUUUACUUUCGUUUCACUCAUUAACAUAAACAGAAAUUUCAGCCAGCACUCAUGUCAGAACUACCCUUGUGAGUGACUUCUUGCUGAGUCGUAUUGUUAUCAAAUAUUUAUUCAUAAUCUAAUUUCAUCCUAUCAUGACUCAAUUGCGAUAAUAGUUGAUUUUGCAUACAAGACUUAGGCAAAAAAAAAACCCCAUUUUGUGAUAAUUAAUUGGCUAUAUGGAAUUUAUAAUAAAGAGUAUCUUCAAUAAAGUGUUUAUUGUUUGUAAAUUUGUAAAUUUUGUGCAACAAACACACACUUCAUCGCAGUAACAUUUACACACACACACACACACACACACACACACACCGUUUUUUUCCUGGAGAGCAGUUGUUAAACACUUAUCAUCACAUCACUGCUGAAAUCUGUCUUUGUGUCCCCUUCAGAUCCAGUUCUUUCUCUCGGGACCCCAAGAGAUGUCAACAAAUGUUUUAAUAAAAUUUUAAUAGGUAGAGCUAAAUAUAUUAAA
Rhinolophus ferrumequinum (greater horseshoe bat) is the source of this 5996-nucleotide messenger RNA. RefSeq names its product solute carrier family 2 member 10 (gene SLC2A10). Lineage: Eukaryota; Metazoa; Chordata; Mammalia; Chiroptera; Rhinolophidae. The record is from RefSeq and is a predicted model, not a curated record. Gene Ontology annotation, cellular component: membrane. The coding region runs from base 1498 to 3204 and encodes 568 amino acids. The transcript is spliced from 4 exons. Gene Ontology annotation, biological process: transmembrane transport. Gene Ontology annotation, molecular function: transmembrane transporter activity.